AUGAUCGACCUUGAAGCGGGCAGUGCCAUUGCUACUGCCUCGGGGCUGGAGGAUAUGACAGCCCUCAAAGCCGCGACGGAGGCUGUUGAGGCUGUAGAGGCUCCGACCGAUGUACCUUCCCAUCGAUCGCAUGAUCCGGCCAAGAGCUUGAAGCGGAGCGAUCCCUUCCAGUUCGGCAGCCGUUAUCUGGAGGCCGGAGACGAUGUCUUCGAGUUUAAUGCAUGGGACCACGUUGAGACUGACGAUGCGUACAAAGUGUAUACUGAGGAGCAGUUAGAAAAGCAGCGUCAGUCUCCCGUCUCCGAUUUUGACAAGAACAGGUUCAACUCAAAUCCGGCCAUGUGGUGGAACAAAUUCUAUAAAAACAACACGUCCAAUUUCUUCAAAGACCGCAAGUGGCUGCAGCAGGAGUUUCCCAUAUUGGCAGAUAUAACCAAAGAGGACUCUGGCCCGAAACUCAUCUUGGAGGUUGGUGCGGGAGCGGGUAAUACUGCUUUCCCUGUGCUGGCCAACAAUAAGAAUCCCCACCUGAAAAUCCAUGCCUGCGAUUUUUCUAAGCAAGCCGUAGAAGUCAUGCGCAAUAACGACGCUUAUGAUACCAAACACAUCCAAGCCGACGUCUGGGAUGUUUCUGGAGAGAGCCUCCCGCCUGACGUUGAAGAAGGAACUGUAGACGUGGCCAUAAUGAUUUUCGUAUUCUCUGCCUUGUCUCCCCGCGAAUGGGCACAGGCAGUGCGGAACAUUUAUAAAGCUCUGAAGCCUGGAGGCCUGGUCUGCUUCCGGGACUAUGGAAGAGGUGAUCUAGCCCAGGUACGCUUCCGAAAAGGACGCUACCUGGAAGAAAAUUUUUACAUUCGUGGAGACGGUACUCGCGUGUAUUUCUUUGACAGGGAUGAACUCGCAAGCAUCUGGUCUGGACCGGACGCUACUGAAAACUCGGAAGAGGCUGACGUGCCACGAUUUACGAUUGAGAAGCUCGGCGUUGACAGACGGCUGCUGGUUAAUAGAGCUGAGAAGAUAAAAAUGUAUCGCUGCUGGCUGCAGGGGCGCUUUAGAAAAGAAUAG
Molecule: messenger RNA, 1065 nt
Organism: Trichoderma gamsii
Lineage: Eukaryota; Fungi; Ascomycota; Sordariomycetes; Hypocreales; Hypocreaceae
Exons: 2
Coding region: 1-1065 (354 amino acids)
Molecular function (GO): tRNA (cytidine-N3)-methyltransferase activity
Source: RefSeq, a predicted model, not a curated record